This is a messenger RNA of Stereum hirsutum FP-91666 SS1, 1122 nucleotides long. RefSeq lists its product as uncharacterized. The coding region runs from base 1 to 1122 and encodes 373 amino acids. The transcript has 12 exons. NCBI's taxonomy places the organism in Eukaryota, Fungi, Basidiomycota, Agaricomycetes, Russulales, Stereaceae. The record is from RefSeq and is a predicted model, not a curated record.
AUGUACGCGGUAUUUUCAGCCCUUGACUUCGCCAUACACAGCAUUAUCACGAACUACACCAAUCUCUCUGCGGCAGUUUUGUGGAUGCUGGAUUAUGUCCAGACCUUAGCGGAUGAGAUCAAGGUCGGUUGGUCAAAUAAGCUGACCGCGACUGGAGCGCUAUACUUCUUAAACCGUUACGCCUUCGGAGUAUACCUCGCUCUAACACUGGCGAUCGCCAGCCCUGGCUCUGCAACAGAUGCAAGAGUUUAUGCCUUGUGUAGGCGCAAUAACGUCGUUUUGUACGUGGCAUCGACUCUGAUCCUCGCAAGAUUUGGCGUCGAUAUCUGGGAAUGUUACUUAUCUGCACGGAUAUCAUCAGAUGGAACCCAGUAUGAGGACUUCUCCAGGUGCAUCAGGGACCUCUCAGAUGGUGAUCUGUACGAGCGAGGUAUGUUUCGUUUGGCAUUCUAUGUGUUCAAUGAUGACCUCCUGGCGUCUUUCUUUUGUACGCCAGCCGGAGUAGCCUCCAUGGUCUUGACAUUAGCCUUCAACGCCUUCAUCUUCGGGAUAACAGUCGUCCAGACGUACUGGCACACUGUGGAGAUGCGCAAGUAUGGCCAGACAAGCGUGACUGAGAUUCUGCUUCGUGAUGGGAUCCUUUAUUUUCUAGUUGUAUCCGCAGUGUCAGUCGCAGGUGUCUCUCUACAUGUGACUUCUAUACUACAGGGCGCCUCACACAACGCAUCAUUGUUAGCAGAAAGCCUCGCACCCUACUUUGCCGUGCUUCCCAACCUUCUCAUCAACCGCCUCUUCCUCAAUCUUCGGUCAUGGCAUCUACCCCAGACUUACCAGGACUCCAAGCAUGUCUUUGCGAAAGCCGAACUGCCGCUUACCCAUUCAGAGGGCAGCAUGGGUGCACCCCUCCGGGACUCGAAUUGGUACAGCCUUAACUUUAGAAACGAUGGACACAAUCUGGAAAGCCAUGUGAUGGGGGUUGAGGAGGGUUCAGAGACGAUAAUGCUGACAAGAGCUGAUGAAUACUGGACAAGUAUGGUCCCGGUGAGCCGCGACGGAGAGUAUACAGGCCAAGGGAAUGCUGACCCUACGAUGGCUACUUUCCGUAAGAGCAACUCAAAAUGA